Messenger RNA from Daldinia vernicosa, 1353 nucleotides. Its product is annotated as tubulin alpha-B chain. Gene Ontology annotation, cellular component: cytoplasm; microtubule; spindle. Gene Ontology annotation, molecular function: GTP binding; structural constituent of cytoskeleton. Gene Ontology annotation, biological process: microtubule cytoskeleton organization; nuclear migration by microtubule mediated pushing forces; mitotic cell cycle. The record is from RefSeq and is a predicted model, not a curated record. The transcript is spliced from 6 exons. Lineage: Eukaryota; Fungi; Ascomycota; Sordariomycetes; Xylariales; Hypoxylaceae. The coding region runs from base 1 to 1353 and encodes 450 amino acids.
AUGCGUGAGAUCAUUAGCAUCAACGUCGGCCAGGCUGGUUGCCAAAUUGCCAACGCUUGCUGGGAGCUCUACUGCCUCGAGCACGGUAUUCAGCCUGAUGGAUACCUGACCGAAGAGCGCAAGAAGGCGGACCCUGACCAAGGAUUCAGCACUUUCUUCUCCGAGACCGGCCAGGGCAAAUACGUCCCUCGCACCAUCUACUGCGAUCUCGAGCCCAACGUCGUCGACGAGGUUCGAACUGGUACCUACCGCAGCCUUUUUCACCCCGAGCAGAUGAUCACAGGCAAGGAGGAUGCGUCCAACAACUACGCUCGUGGUCACUACACUGUGGGCAAGGAGCUCAUCGACCAGGUUUUGGACAGAGUGCGACGUGUUGCUGAUAGCUGCGCUGGUCUCCAAGGUUUCUUGGUCUUCCACUCCUUUGGCGGUGGUACUGGCUCUGGUUUCGGUGCCUUGUUGAUGGAGCGUCUGUCGGUCGACUAUGGUAAGAAGAGCAAGCUGGAGUUCUGCGUCUACCCUGCUCCUCAAACUGCUACCUCGGUCGUCGAGCCAUACAACUCUAUCCUUACCACACACACCACCCUCGAGCACUCCGACUGCUCCUUCAUGGUCGACAACGAAGCUAUCUACGAUAUCUGCCGCCGAAAUCUUGGCUUGGAGCGUCCUAACUUCGAGAACCUGAACCGCUUAAUCGCCCAAGUUGUGUCUUCUAUCACGGCCUCUCUUCGAUUCGAUGGCUCUCUCAACGUCGAUCUUAACGAGUUCCAGACCAAUCUGGUGCCGUACCCUCGUAUUCACUUUCCCCUGGUUGCUUACGCUCCGGUCAUUUCGGCUGCCAAGGCCGCCCACGAGGCCAACUCUGUUCAAGAGAUGACCAUGUCAUGCUUUGAGCCGUAUAACCAGAUGGUCAAGUGUGAUCCCCGUCAUGGAAAAUACAUGGCUACCUGCCUGCUGUACCGAGGAGAUGUCGUUCCUAAGGACGCUCACGCAGCUGUAGCUACGCUCAAGACCAAGCGCACCAUCCAAUUCGUCGACUGGUGCCCAACCGGAUUCAAGCUUGGUAUCUGCUUCCAGCCUCCCCAGUUCGUUCCCGACGGUGACUUGGCCAAGGUCAACCGUGCCGUCUGCAUGCUUUCCAAUACGACGGCUAUUGCUGAGGCUUGGUCAGCUUUGUCUACCAAGUUCGACCUCAUGUAUUCCAAGCGCGCUUUCGUCCACUGGUAUGUUGGUGAGGGUAUGGAAGAAGGUGAAUUCUCGGAGGCGCGUGAGGAUUUGGCAGCGCUAGAGCGCGACUACGAGGAAGUUGCCACCGAUUCCCUAGACGCUGAGGGAGAUGCUGAGGCUGAGUACUAA